CAAGGCCGGCCUUACCUUCCUCUCCUUCUCUUUGCUUUCAUUCUCUAGGGUUGAUCCUCCUCCAUUCACGUUCGGCCAUGCAACUCUCUAUCUCUUUCUCUGCACUUCUGGCAGGCAUGCUUGUCGCUCUCAGUGCCUCUGAGGUUCAGGCAGUGCCCGUUGCUCAAGCACCCAAGAUGGUCACCCUCCCUAUCAAGCGGAUGGGUUCCCCAGCCAGUGACUUGCAUCCGGAAAUUCUUCUGCAACAGAAGAUCAACCAUGCCAGCAAGCGCCUUGCUCUGAUGUCUGGUCGUGAAGCCCCCACGGAUGCUAUGAUGCAGGAUGCUCUGCGCAAGCGUGUCUUGGCCAUCGAGGGCGAGGAGGGUGUGGAGCGCCGCUUCAAUCGCUGGCAGGUCCCUCCCAAAUCCCAACAAGCUAAGCGCUUCAACCGCUGGAAAGUUCCCAACCAGCCCACUAAGCGUCGCGCCGGUGGAAACAAGGCCGCCGCUUCCCUCGCAGCUGCGGGUAGCGCCAUUGGAGGUCCUGAUUCCGCUGUUGGUGUACAGGUUGCCAACACCCCGACUACUGCCAACUCGCUGGCUUUGAACAACGAGACUCCCGACAUCGGCUACCUCGCUACCGUGCAGAUGGGAACUCCUCCCCAGAACUUCCUGAUCCUCAUGGAUUCUGGCUCUGCGGACUUGUGGGUGGCCUCCGAGUCUUGCGUGUCGACUACCGGUGGCAACUGUGGUAAACAUUUGACGUUGGGCGCCACUUCAUCGACCAGCUUCGCGGCGUCGAACACUCCGUUCCAAGUCACUUACGGAACCGGUGCUGUGCAGGGUCUCCUCGUCCAAGAUGAUGUCUCCAUCGCGGGGCUGACGCUGAAGGCUCAUACCUUCGGUGCUACUCUGCAGGAGACCGUCCAAUUCACCGACGACAGUGUUCCGUUUGACGGACUGAUGGGUCUCGCGCAGUCAACUCUUUCUCAGCAGCAGACCUUGACCCCGGUUGAGGCGCUCGCCAAGCAGGGCUCUAUCACCGAGGCCAUCACGUCUUACAAGAUCUCUCGGGCUGCCGACGGCCUGAACGACGGUGAAAUCACCUUCGGUGGGCUGGACGCAACGAAGUUCAACAAGGCCACGUUGACCACUGUCCCCAAUGUCAACACCCAGGGCUUCUGGGAGGCUGCCGUCGAUUCGUUCACCGUGGAUGGCAAAGAUUCCGGUCUUGCUGGUCGCACUGCCAUCCUCGACACUGGAACGACGCUCAUCGUUGCGCCCGUCAGCGAUGCCACCGCGAUCCAUGCUCUGAUCCAAGGCUCGGCAUCCACCGGAAACGGAGGAUUCACCAUCCCGUGCAACUUCAACCAGACCAUUGCCUUGACUGUUGGGAAAACCUCCUUCGCGAUCGAUCCCCGUGACAUGGUCGUCUCGCAGCCUAACGCUCAGGGUGUUUGCUCCAGCGGCAUCAGCGGCGGUAGCUUCGGAACCAGCAACACCGAGUGGCUUGUUGGCGAUGUGUUCCUCAAGAACGCUUACUACUCUACUGACGUUGGCAAGAACACCGUCUCCCUUGCAAAGCUUGUUUGAGCGCGAUAUUGGACUAUCCAGGGACUUUAGAUACUGAUCUAGCAUGUAUUUACUAAAUGGACACGAAUGAAACGGGGAUACAGGGC
Molecule: messenger RNA, 1657 nt
Organism: Mycena citricolor
Lineage: Eukaryota; Fungi; Basidiomycota; Agaricomycetes; Agaricales; Mycenaceae
Source: the annotation of a GenBank genome assembly